Funneliformis caledonium is the source of this 147-nucleotide messenger RNA. Lineage: Eukaryota; Fungi; Glomeromycota; Glomeromycetes; Glomerales; Glomeraceae. The record is from the annotation of a GenBank genome assembly.
UUUUCGGUGUAAACAAGUUCAUUAUAACCAGUGGUGACUGUAAACUGAGUAAAGCUAUGCAUGAUAUACUAAUAUUCCUGAGUAAACAAGUCCAUUUCGAAGAAACUAAAGUGAGGAAACUGAGAGUCGCUAGCAUGCUUCACCUGG